GCAAUAUGGCCACGUGUUGAGAAAGUGCGGUGUUUACGUGACGACGAGGCGCCCGAUUUACGUUUGUGCGCCUCGUUGACGUCGCGAUUAGGAUCGUCGAUCCGAUGAUUCACGUCGCGAGGUAUCGCCGCUUAAUCGCCAUGUAUCCGUAGCAGUGAUCUGUCGACGUGCUCGGACGUGUGUGCGCGUUAAAUCGCGGUAAGCAUGGCGGCGGGCGCGGAUGAGCCCCAGAUCGUCAGGUGCGCCUACGGUUGUCAGGAUACCACCUGCUGCGUCAUCACCGGCAAUGUCGAUGGACGCGGAGACGAUGGGAGUCGUUCCAUACGGACUUACCGGCCACACGGCAACCUCGCCAGGGUGCUCUACGACAAACGGAAGGCGGACGAGUGGCUGGCGGCGUACGACAAGCGUAGGUGGUACAGAGUGGACAAAAGCAAGAUCAGAGAAGAUUUGCUGGAUCUGUGGGUCCCACUCGGCACCGGUCCCAAUGCCGACCAGCCCGACAAAGCCGCCGAAAUUUUCCUCGUGAGAUCCGCGGAGAGAUCCGACUCGUUGCCUUUACAAGCUUGGCACUCGUUAGCCCGGUCGGCGUUAUCCUGGUUCAUCAGUCGAACGUCCAUAAACGGACUGCUCGGCCGCGGCUCUAUGCACGUGUUCUCCAGCGAGCAAUUUCAAAAGCUAAUGGACGCAAGCGGCUUCACGGGCCCCUGGCAUUCCUUAGUGGACCUCGGGGCAGGUGAUGGCGCAACCACCGCCCACGUGGCGCAUCUCUUCGAGAAGGUGUACGCCACGGAUAUCUCACCCCCCAUGAGAUGGGCUCUGGCGAAGAGGAAAUUCACAGUACUCGAUGUGGAGAGAUGGCACCAGGAAGCCGGCCCCUUUAAUAUCAUUCUCUGCCUGAAUCUUCUCGAUCGUUGCGACCGUCCAAACACCCUGCUGAGGUUACUGAGAACCUCGCUGGCUCCUGGCGGCAGGCUGGUUGUCGCUCUGGUGUUACCGUUCAGUCCCUAUGUCGAGGUCGGCGAGAGGGGUAAUCACAAACCGUCGGAGUAUCUGCCGGUGCGAGGAAACGGACUCGAGACUCAAAUAGCCGGACUGAUCGACCGGGUUUUCGCUCCGGUGGGUCUGCGAUGCCUUGUCUGGAGCAAAUUGCCGUAUCUCUGCGAAGGUGAUUUGGGACAGUCGUACUACUUUCUAGACGAUGUGAUCUUCAUACUGGAGGCGCAGCCAGUUAAUACACGAUCCUGCGAAUUCGUCGCGAUAGACGACGGUGUUUCGUUGCGAAGAAACUUUUAGGGUUUGAAGCCUAACGGGCUAUGUACGGCGCGAAGAAAAAGGACGUAAUCGGGAAGAAGGGGGGGUUUAAAUGGAGAUUAGAGGACAAAAGAGAGUGAUACGAGACGAUCCUUUCACACUUGUAAAAACUUUAAUAAUUGCUGUCAUGAGUUAGAAUUAUGCGAGAAUACAGAAGAGCAAUACUGGCAAGCGACGACGAGCUUAAUGUGCAGACACAGCGGUUAGCGUUUGGUGUACGAAUAUCGAUUGGCGAUCCGAGUUUAAAAAGGGAACAACGGAUCGACAUAACGGUGCGCAUUUUACAAUCUUUUAUCAUCUUACUGUUGAAUUCGGUGCGGAAACGUGUACACGGUUUUCUAUGGUAUAGAUAAUAACGAGCGCGAGAAUAACGAGAUCCGGAAACGAAAUCUGUAUUUCUUCUUCUUAUGCCUUUUUCCUCAUGUGCUCGACUCCGUUCGAGAACGUCCUUCUAGAAUCCAAGUCUUUGUGAUAUGUCUCGCUAAUUAUUUAUAAUGAUGAAUGAUUAAAUAUUCUCAAAAAAGAAUGUUAAAGAGACUCUAUGUAUGUGUGGGUGUAUGUAGCGUCAGUCGCAGUGACACUGCAGCGAUAAAGUUGAUCUUUAUAAAACGGGUAACACGAAAAACGAAUCUUUUUAGACUAAUAAUAAUUUAAUUUAGAAACGUAAAAUGGCGAUGUUAUUAAAGCUCAAAGUCUAGAGCGAAUGUAAUGGGGAGAGUAAAACUGUCUUACUGCAGUUUUGCGACUUUUGCUUUCAAAAAAUAGACUCCUCAUCACAUAUUUUGAGCAAUUGUACGAUUGUGUUCAAAUAAUUAAUAGGCGAAGAUGGACUAUAGAUUUAUCUCGAACGCAGCCCCCGAUGUCUCACGAAAUUCUAUUUUGCAUGUCAGAUCAACUCUUCUUCUCUCUCGUCAGACUCUGUUUCCGCGCUCCCUUUUCUCCGUUUGGCAUAAGUUGCAGCGACUUAGUCAUGGAUAUGCUUAAUUGUGCGUCGGUUAUAUGACCGACCAAUUGCGAGACAAACGAUGAUACGUUUGCAUUUCUUUUUUUACGUAAUAAUAACUACUAUAAGAAAAAAAAAAAAAAUAAGUCCAUCUAGUUAUUGGAAAUACACUUUGGUGUACAACAAGUUAUCGUCGAAUUAUGAACCAUAUUGCAGCAGCCUCUUUAUCAAUAUAUAUAUAUACGUAUAUAUAUGUCAACAAAAACGCAGUCUAUAGAAGCCGGAUCUGCGUUCGUUUAAACAAUCACUAUACUUAAAAAACAAAUAAAAAAAACUGCUAUU
Messenger RNA from Formica exsecta, 2599 nucleotides. Its product is annotated as methyltransferase-like protein 9. The coding region runs from base 205 to 1296 and encodes 363 amino acids. Gene Ontology annotation, molecular function: protein-L-histidine N-pros-methyltransferase activity. NCBI's taxonomy places the organism in Eukaryota, Metazoa, Arthropoda, Insecta, Hymenoptera, Formicidae. The transcript is spliced from 4 exons. The record is from RefSeq and is a predicted model, not a curated record.